AUGGAUAGAUGGGCGCAUCUGCGUCAAGCCUUUACUGAGGGUAUUCAUGAUCUGCCCAUGCCUCCAUUUCUCCCUGCUGCUGCUGCUGCUGCUGCUGCUGCUGCGCAGCAGCAGCAACAGCAGCAGCAGCAGCAGCAAUAUAGUAGUCAAGCUGUGCAACAGGGAAGAAGUGCAAAUACACUCACUUUUGGAAAUCCUACACAACAGGGCAAACGCGAUACAACCAGCAGCAGCAACAGCAGCAACAGCAGCAGCAGCAGCAGCAGUAGCAGCAGCAGCAGUAGCAGCAGCAAGGAAGCAGACACACCGGCAGGGCUGCAGGCUGUGGCAAAGAGAUUUGCUGCUGCAGCAGGGAGGAAACAAGGAGCAGCACCAGAGCAGCAGCUGCUGCAGCUGCAGCAGUUGCGGCAGCUAUUCAACCCAACUCCUGAGCCGGCUGCAGACGAGGGCCCGCCUGUUAGUGAUGUUGCAGAGGCAGCAGAGGCGGCAGCAGCAGCAGCAGCUGCUGCUGCUGCUGCUGCUGACCCAGGAAGCGCAGCAGCAGCAGCACUGCGGCUGUAUGAACAGCAAGAGGGAACACUGCCGCGAGAAGACCCAAAUGUAUCGCCGCGGCCUCCGCUUACCGGGCUGCUGCGGGGUGUACAUACACCCCGUAUUAUCUCAGAAGUUGCUGCUGCAGGAGCAGCAAAACGCAACUACUCAAACCCACCGGAACGUCAACGUAACAACAGUGCUCGUGCUGCUGCAGAGACGCCAGCAGCAGCAGCAGCAGCAGCAGGAGGAGCAGCAGCAGGAGGAAAGAUAUCCGAUGGAGGCGCAGCAGCUGCUUCUCCUGCAGUCGGUUUUGGCGGUGGUGGCGGUCGUUCUCUGUCUUUGCCUAGCAGCAGCAGCAGCAGCAUAAGCAGCAGCAGCAGCAUUAUGAACAGCAGCAGCAGCAGCAGCAGCAGCAGCAGCAAGAGCAUAAGCAGCAGCAGCAUGGGAAUGAAUAACAGCCCUACUCUAAGCAACAUAUCCUCAAGUUUCUUACUAUCCUACGGUGUUGCAUCUGGUUCUGCUGCAGCAUCAACCUCUGCUGCUGCUGCUGCAGCUCCUGCUGCUUCUGCAGCAGCAGCAGCAGCAGCAGGAGCUGGUGGUUGUUUCGGAAGGAGCUGCGCGCUGCAGGCCGUGCUGCGGACGCGGCGAUAUGUGACGCGGGACCACUACCCCGAGCUGUAUGCGUUGAGCGAGCGCAAGGGGGCUUUCUUUCUCAAGCGAGUUCUUCCUGCUGCAGCAGCAGCAGCACGCCGCAGCAAUGCAGCAGCAGCAGCAGCAGCAGCAGCAGCAGCAGCAGCUGCUGCUGCUGCUGCUGCAGCGAACGCGGGGAUUCCAGCAAGCAGCAACAACCCACCAAACACACCCUCAAAGGGAAAUCUUGCUGCUCAUGCUGCAACACCAGCUGCUGCUGUUCCUACUACUGCUUCAGCUACAUCUACACGCAGAUCAGCAGCAGCAGCAGCAGCAGCAGCUGCUGCUGCUGCUGCUGCUGCUGCUACCCCGCAUGCAGCUGGAGGCACAGCUGCGGGACAGACACCUGCUGCAGCACAGGGGCCAGCAGCAGCCGGCGGCAGAGGUUCAGCUGCCGACGGCUCACCAGCAGCAGGAGGAGGAGGAGCAGCAGCAGCAGCAGGAGCGUCUGCUGCAGCUGCUAAGGCUGGAGAAACACCAGCAGCAGCAGCAGCAGGAGCAGCAGCAGCAGCAGCAGCAGCAGCAGCAGCAGAUGAUGGCGUGGAGCGGAGUGCACUGGACGAGAUAGAUUUCUAUCAAGACCACUGCUGCUCUGUUUGUUUGCUGCCGAAGGUAACAGCAAGCAGCAGCAACCCCUUCUUCUAUUGCGCGCGCUGCGGGGUCACCGUACACCGCAUGUGUUACGGGGUCCCUCUCGAGUGUCUGCCUGCUGCGCUGCGCCCCGACCUGCAGCAGCAGCAGCAGCAGCAGCAGCAGCAGCAGCAGCAGCAGCAGCAGCAGCAGCAGGAGACAAGUGGAAGCUCCUUGAAGCGGCUCAAACAGACACCAGGCGUGCAAGACAACGCCAGCAGCAACAGCAGCAGCAGCAGCAGCAACAGCAGCAGCACCAGCGCGAGGACAGCUGGCGCAUCAGCUGAUGGGAGAGAUAGCAGCAGCAGCAGCAGCAGCAGCAGCACCCCGGUUACGCCUGCAGCCAUCCCGAGGAUGGCGAAGCGCCUUCAUUCGGAAGUAUCAGCAGCAGCAGCAGACAUCAGCAGCAGCAGCAGCAGCAGCAGCAGCAGCAGGGAGCCGUACACACCAGUGCCCUUCCUGUGCGAGCCUUGCCGCUACGCGCCGAACAGAGAAGAGGUAGGUUGA
This is a messenger RNA of Eimeria mitis, 2361 nucleotides long. RefSeq lists its product as uncharacterized. The record is from RefSeq and is a predicted model, not a curated record. The transcript has 3 exons. Lineage: Eukaryota; Apicomplexa; Conoidasida; Eucoccidiorida; Eimeriidae. The coding region runs from base 1 to 2361 and encodes 786 amino acids.